Caenorhabditis sp. 36 PRJEB53466 is the source of this 1468-nucleotide messenger RNA. Lineage: Eukaryota; Metazoa; Nematoda; Chromadorea; Rhabditida; Rhabditidae. The record is from the annotation of a GenBank genome assembly.
AUGUCGCAAUCGUAUCACCGCCCAAGACCGGCUGGAAUGGCCGGAGCCAUUCUCGAUAAGCAGGCGAACAAAUUCAACGAAGUCGAGGCCGGAUACCUGCUCGAAUGGAUUCGUGUAAGAUUUUUGCCGUUUCUUUUAUUUAUUAUGGGGCUAUUCAGCGUAUGUUGUUUGUUUUCCGUUUUUUGUUCGUUUUUUUACAUCGCUGAAUUGGAUUUUUUGACGUAAAAAAACGAAAAAAAACGGAAAACAAUCAUUUUUUUCACCCCAUUAGCAAUUUAUUAGCGCCCACUCAGCAAACAACCGAUUUUUAAAAUAUUUUGAACAAAAAAUUAAGUCCUAGCGUGUGAAUCGAUUCAAAAUAAUCUUUAUUCGUAUAGUUAAAAGGCGCUAGCUUUAAAAUUUUCGAAAAGAGAAAUUCAAGAAAGCUGUCGACAAAAAAGGUAAAAAACAGCAUAACAGCUGACAGCAUUUUUUUUUAGUUUUUGCAAUUAUUUUGAUUCAGUGAUGUAUUAAAAAAAAAAACGUAAAACGUUCGCAGAAUAACCCCAUCGCCGUAAAUUAGCGAAACAUCCAGCGCAUGUUUGUUUUCCGUUUUUUUCGUUUUUUUACACCGCUGAAUUGAGUUUUUUGACGUAAAAAAACGAAACAAACGGAAAAAAAUCAUUUUUUCACAGCCUGAAUAACCCCAUAACACUAAUUUUGUUGCAGGAUCUGACAAAAGAGGAGUUCGAUUGCGAGCCGUCGCGCGACAACUUUCGCGAGCAGCUCAAAGACGGUUCAAGACUUUGCAAGUGAGUUUCGGGCGCGCAAAUGUCAACACAAAUCUCGUGUUUGGCGAUAUAUCCGAAGAGUGAACGGACGAAAAAAGACACGCGUCGCUUUUAGCCCCCGAAUGAUCAAAUGGCGCCAUAGUUCGCGAGCGCUUUGUGUUGCGGUUUUCAAAACACGAAUUAAGUGUGUAAUUCUACGCAAAGUCAUACAUUUUUGAAUGUUCUGAGACUAAGCCAACUCGCAAGUUAUUGUCGAGAAUACGAGCAUCGAAUUUGAAAUGUUGGAACAUUCUAGCCAGAAAAAAAACGUUCGAUUAUUCCAAUUAUGCUCCAAAAAAAAAAAAUGCAACGGGGGGAGCUCUUGACAAAUUUUAGCGUCUUCAGUGUUGAAAGAUAACAAUUAAGAACUCCAAGAACUCUUAUUCUUCAGACUCGUGAACGCGAUCAAAGAGGGAAGCGUGAAGAAGAUCAUGAAGCCAAUCUCGAACUUCAACUGCCUUGAAAACAUCAACCAAUUCACGAGCGCGGCGCGAAAACUGGGAGUCAAGGAUGAGGAGACGUUCCAAUCGGUCGACCUCUUCGACGGACGCGACCUUUUCUCGGUGACUGUCACCCUGCAAAGUCUCGCCAGAAAGGUCGAGAAGCUCGGAGUGGCGCCGCCGAAGCAAGUGUCCAAGGACCAAAUUGUGAACAUGUGA